GUGUAAUCAAAACGAGAAUUCAUCAACACAAACCUCUCUGUUGGGAAUCAUGAGCUGCUUGUGGAUGGGUAAUUCUUCAAAAGAGAAAUGAGAUUUUGGCAGGUAGAAAAGUGAGAGCACAGGUUGACCCUUACAUGGAUGAAAAAUUUGUUUCCCGUGCUUUUGCCACCAUGGGAGAGCUCGUGGUCAGUGUAAAAAUUGUUCGAAACAAAACAAACAAGUCUGCUGUUGGUUAUUGCUUUGUGGAAAUGGCAGAUGAAGCUACAGCAGAGAGAUGCCUCCGAAAAGUCAAUGGGAAACUUCUACCAAGAUCCAUGCCGCCCAGAAAAUUCAAGCUAAAAGCAGCAACUAAUGUGAAGCAAGGAGAUACCAGAAACGAGAGCAGGUAUUUUGAUCUCGCCUGCUCUCAACCAUACACAUAUGACAACCAGUACUUUGAUUUCAACUGCUCUCAGCCAUACACAUGUGACCACAACCAAUACUACCAGCAAUGCCCCAGCUACUACUCAAACUGGGGAUAUGAUGAGAGUGCAGGCUACAGUUCAUAUAACUGCUAUAAUCAGGCUUAUGAAGACACAAGUGAAGAUGAUGGGCUUGAGGACCCCAGUUCAGGCUUGGAUGUGGCAGAAGCAAACAGACAGUUCAUGUUGAACAGUGAGGAGCUGUAUGAUGCCCUUAUAGAUUGCCAUUGGCCUGCAUUUGACCUUCCUGACUCUCCUGAAUACUCGUAGGAUGAGUAGGCAAGCUACAUAUCCUCUGGUGUGACAGAGGACUAAUGUGGUCCCUUCAGAUGGCCCUGUGUGAAGGUGUGAGAAUGAAGCUGUUCUAUGCCAUUUCCUCCAGUGCCCUCAGAAACAGGAAUGAGUUUAAACAUGUAUCUGAAACAUGAAGAUAAAACAUGAACAUUUUUUUACAGUACUUGAAAGGAUACAAUCCACAGAUGUUCAGUUUCUUUUCUUUCAGGUUUUCUUUUUUUUUUUUAAUGGACAAGCUGCACAACCUAGUCACGCUGUUAUUUUAAUGUAUUGAACUUCUUUUCUUUCCUAUGAAUCAAUAUCCCGACACUAUAGGUUAAUUUGAGGUGCAGUGUUUGGUUAGGUUAAAUAAUGAUGAACCUCCAGAUUUUGAUUUGGUGGUGGGUGCAUUAUUGUCUACUAGCAGUAAGUUUUUCAACUAUCUAUUUAUACAUACCAUUGUGUUCCUCAUUUAUAGAAUUUGUUGAUUGUUCUGUUGGUGUUCCUACUGAAAAUCUGUUGUUAAUUUUUUGGAUUUUUGUAAGGAAUAUAUUUUCAUCAUUGGCAUGACAACUGCUCUAUGUUGUUGCAACUAGUUGUUUUGAAGUACUUCCAGAGGCUUCACUUUUUCUAUCCAUCCUCUUCUGUUGUAAAUUAUCACUUGUAUUUAUUUACCAUAGUUGAUUAACCUGCAACAAGAUAAUUUAUAAUUGGGAUGAUUUAACUGAAGACAAUAGUUUGGUGCUGGUCAACAACUGUAGAGAUCUCAUUAUUUGAUUUCUGCUGGAGCAGCAGCAUGUUCUAGCAUCCAACACAUUGCCGUAAAAUAUUUUCAAGUUGUAAUACUUGCUUUGAGACCUAUAUCUGUCCCUUGUUAUGGGUAAGGGGAUGAUAUUGGCUUGCUAGUGAGAGUUUCUUAGCAAAAGUGGGUGAGUUUGAGCUUUUGCUACAUCCGGCUACAACAGUUGUUUACAGAACCCCUGACUUGUAUUGCAUAUGAAAUGCUUUUAGAUAUGCUGGCUUGUUAAAGAGGAAAUAUUUUAAAGUGAAGUUUGUAAUAAAUACUACGUUAUUAUUUUAAAACCUCUGUUGGGGACCUAGCUCUGGGCUAUUUAUGAAAGCCUACAUAAGUACCUUAGAGCAAGACCUUAAUACAUUCUGGAUCCUUACUUAGAAGUGAACAUGUAUGCAGAAACUGCAUCGACAUUUGCGUUAGCUGACUUCCACUGGGCAAGAUUUCUUUUUGGUACUGUCAAAAAGAAAUUCAUACCUGUUUUCUCUUCAAGAACGUCCGUUUAAAUGUGACUGUUACUAAUAAUUUGCAAAGAUUAUAAAAUGCAGCCAGCUCUAAAUUUAUAUUUACGCCCUCACCCAAAAGACAACACGCAAAGCCUAAAAUUCCCCUUUCAUUCAAAUAAAAUAAUUUUCUUAGUAUGCUUACACUUUCAACACAUGAUGGAGUCUCCUGUCGACCUGAUGGAUGAGUAGGAAAACAGUCUACGUCUGGAUUCCCAGAGUGCGUCCUGGUGUGAGAGUGGAGGCUAGUCCUCGAAGCACCGGGUCGUCCACAUCGACUGCAGGGAAAUGACUCUGCUCGUGUCGCACCUUUCAGGCUUGUGUUAUCAUAGCCCUGUGUUGCUCAAAUGCUUCAACACCUGAUAACUUCUCUAUUAAAACAGGCUAUGAAGUACAUGGUACAUCCAAGCCCUGAACAAUUUCAGCUGUGUUUCGAUACACAAAUAAUGCAUCAGGUUUCUAUCUGCAUAAUUAAUUGUUGCAUAAAUGAACUGUUCCAAAUGAUAUAAAUGCCAAGCCGGUGUGAGCCAGAUAAAUUCUCUUUAGACUACUAAAACCAAAUGAUGUAUACUAUUGUACUGUAAAUGACUUUGCAUUUACUGACUCCCAUUUGCAGCACACACACACAUGGAAUUUGGAUAAACACAAGCUCAGCAUGAUG
Messenger RNA from Neoarius graeffei (lesser salmon catfish), 2691 nucleotides. Its product is annotated as tRNA selenocysteine 1-associated protein 1-like. The transcript has 8 exons. The coding region runs from base 135 to 731 and encodes 198 amino acids. The record is from RefSeq and is a predicted model, not a curated record. Gene Ontology annotation, molecular function: tRNA binding. Gene Ontology annotation, biological process: selenocysteine incorporation. Gene Ontology annotation, cellular component: nucleus. Lineage: Eukaryota; Metazoa; Chordata; Actinopteri; Siluriformes; Ariidae.